This is a messenger RNA of Linum trigynum, 1251 nucleotides long. The record is from the annotation of a GenBank genome assembly. Lineage: Eukaryota; Viridiplantae; Streptophyta; Magnoliopsida; Malpighiales; Linaceae.
GAGAAACCGUUUGCUAUCUUUUGUUAUUUAUUCGCCUUCCGACGUUAGAUGGAUUUUAGUACAACUACCCCACUGAGAAAGUUGUCCGGGAAAAACGACUGCAUGGGAUUCGUCCAGCUGCGGGGGCGCCAGAAAUCUCGCACUUGUUUUUCGCAGACGACAAUAUUUUUUUCGGGCGAGCCACUGUGUAGGAGUGUGAUACGUUGAAAAGAAUUUUGGCAGAUUACGAACGCGAGUCCGGGCAACUGGUUAGCUUCUAGAAAUCGGAAGUCUCGUUCAGCAAGAAGGUAACCCCUCAUACUAAGUUUAUUGUGGCUGGAACCCUGGGGAUGACGAUUGUUGAGAAGCAUAAAAAGUAUCUUGGCCUUGCUACCACAGUUGGCAGAUCGAAGAAGGAAAUCUUUGCAGGACUAGUUGAUCGGGUUAGGAAGAAGUUGAAGGGUUGGAAAGAGCGAGUGAUGUAUGUUGCAGCAAGAGAAGUUCUGAUCAAAUCAGUUGCCCAAGCACAAAUGUCAUACGCUAUGUCAGUUUUCAAAAUUCCGGAUGGAAUUAUUGACCAGGUAUAUAGUCUGAUCACUACAUUCUGGUGGGGACAACGGGGUUCUGAGAGGCGCUUUCACUGGAUUAAGAGGGAGGAGCUAGCAUGCCCAAAGUUGAAGGGAGGUAAGGGUUUUCGUGACUUGACGGGGUUCAAUAUGGCGCUCCUAGGCAAGCAACUAUGGAAUCUUUACCAGAGGCCAUACUCGCUUAUUGCGCAGAUACUCAGGGCCAAAUAUCAUAAGCAUUCGACCAUCCUUGAGGCGAACGUGGGCUAUAACCCGAGCUAUGUUUGGCGUAGCUUGAUGUCGGCACAGGAUUUCAUCCAUAGGGGCACAAGGUGGAGGAUUGGAAAUGGCGAUCAGGUUCGCAUUUGGGGAGACAAAUGGCUGUCGAACAGUGCUGAGGGUUUUAUCCCAUCACCGCCAAAGGGUUUGCCUGUGGAAUCCCGAGUUAGCGAGCUUAUAGACACAAUUACAGAAGGGUGGGACCCUUUAGUGCUGGACCAAUGUUUCCCCAACGAUCUAAUUCAGACUAUUCUGCAGAUCCCUUUGCGCGGUUUACAAGAAAGGACAGACUCAUUUGGAGUGGAAGUGUGAACGGCAACUACUCGAUUCAGGAAGGAUAUCGUUUUUGGCUUGAGGAGUGUAAGGCAGAGCUAGGAAUUUUUCCGGUGGGCGAGGAGGCUCUUUGGAAAAAACUUUGGGCGAUGGC